CGUCCCAUCCAAACCCCGCCGCCAAACCGGGGACGUUCGACGGUGAUGGCUAAGAGUCUGGGCCUGCUGCUGCUAUUGGUCUCCCUCUUGGAAGCCAAAGUGUCAGGGCCAGGCAGCUUGCUACGUGCUGGCCGAUCAGAGGAUGACUUUGUCCCACUACGAUCCACUCUAGACGAGGAGGCGGAGGACAAGCAACCUGCCGAGGGUGAAGGAGCGAGCGAGGACAAAGUGGCCGCAGAAGGUGAAAAGUCUGCAAUUGAGGGCGAGGCGGAAGCCACAAGUGGAGAAGCGGAAGGUAGCGAAGAAGCAGAGGCUGAAGGAGCAGAAGGAGAAGAGGGCGAAGAGGAGGAGCUGAUUCCCUCAGAAGCUGACAGCGAGGUGGCCUAUAUGCUCUUGGGGGCUGUGAUCUUUGUGGUCUCUCUCUUCUAUCUGGUAAAUUGGGAUGAUGACGACAUCCGUUACUAUUCAAUGAACAUCAUCAGUAUGACCAUGUCCAUUUUCUCCGCCGUGCUGAUGUACCAGGGCAUCAACGAUCAGAUCAAGCGCUUUUCAGCUGACCUGCCCGAAUUUGCAAGGGUGGUCAUCCAAUUUGCUCAUUGUGCCUGUUACAUCGUGAUCAUGCAAGUCUUGAUCAGCGCGCUGUCCGGUGUGGUUGUGUUCCCCGGGGCCACUGUGGUGAACUUUGACGAGAAGGUCUGGCUCAUUGCCGAAGGACUGAGGUGUGACUACGGCAGGAAAUUGACUCCAGAAGAGGUUCAAAAGGUCCGGGCCGUCGGCAGAGAGCCGGACGCCAAACGGAGUGUCUGGCUGGACCAGCACAACAUAGAAGUGCCAGUGCGCAAAGAGCGGCACAACCUGCGCAGGGCCCAAAGGUGGAUGAGGUGUUGGGCCAUGCUGUUAGCCCACAUGUCUGGCUUCGCAGCCAUCAACGCCGGCGCAAGGCUUCAAGCCGUGGAGGUCUUUGCCUCUUCUCCUGGCAUGGCGCUUUUGCCGGCCAUCAUCAACCAGGUGGUGCUGCAGAUUUUCUUCAAGUUGUCGUCAAUGGCACGGAGCAAAAGCAUGGAAGACUGCAUCAAGAACCAAGAGAGCAGUGGCCACUUCAAGGUGAAGUUGUGUCAUGAAGCUGUGGUGGAAGCGGAGAACGAUGUGUCGUCCUUGUCCCUUUCCUUCUUGUCGGUGCAGGUGAUCCGCUUCAUUAUCAGCGGAAUCAUGCCAAAUGAGGAGGGAGAGGAGGAACCCUUGGUGGCCCAUUCUUGGAUCCACAUCGCGACCUUCUUUGGCAUUGGUUUGAUGGCUAUGAUCUUGGCAAUCGUCAUGGCAAUGAAGUGCACCUCAGAGGAAGAAGGAGAAGACGAAGAGACCCACGACAAGACUCCAAAGAAGGCUCACAAGGUGCCAGAUGAACCCCUUAGCGAGCGUUUAGGGAUGAUCAUCAGCAACUCUUUGGCCAUGGCCUUCGCCUGGAUUCUCCUCUUUGGGACCAAGUGGACGCUCAUCAAAGUGGAGUUUCUGAACAUCGAGUCCAUGAUGGGUCAGAUCGUCCAUGCCUUGGGUUUGUCCAUCUUUUGCGGCCUGGCGGUGUUCCUGUUGGAUUCUGUGGAUGACACCGUCCGUGAAACCAAAGGAGGAGCCGAGGCGGCGAGCAAGGCGAUUCGUGUCAUCAUUCAGGCCAUUGCCAUCUUGGUGGGUUUUUCUUGGGAGCACUGCUUCGACGCCGCGGUGGCGGACGUGGCCUUCAUCACACCACACAAGAGGUUGUCCAAGUUCCUCCUGGGCUGCUUCGUGUGUGUCUUUUUGGUCCCAGCCUGGCGAAGGCAUAUCCUUACAAAAGUCAUGGCCUAUGAGGAGUUGAAGAAGCAAAAGCGACACUUCAACCAACAGAAGAAGAAGCCCCCUGGCUGCGGCGACACAUCGAUGUAAAAGCCGAAGCUGUGGUGUUUUUUCACCCGUUUUUUUUUCCGCAUGCGCACAC
Cladocopium goreaui is the source of this 1972-nucleotide messenger RNA. The record is from the annotation of a GenBank genome assembly. Lineage: Eukaryota; Dinophyceae; Suessiales; Symbiodiniaceae.